This is a messenger RNA of Sorex fumeus (smoky shrew), 936 nucleotides long. Its product is annotated as melanoma-associated antigen B10-like. NCBI's taxonomy places the organism in Eukaryota, Metazoa, Chordata, Mammalia, Eulipotyphla, Soricidae. The record is from RefSeq and is a predicted model, not a curated record. Gene Ontology annotation, biological process: negative regulation of transcription by RNA polymerase II. The coding region runs from base 1 to 936 and encodes 311 amino acids. Gene Ontology annotation, cellular component: nucleus. The transcript has 2 exons.
AUGCCUCGGGGGCAGAAGAGUAAACUGCGUGCCCGUGAGAAACGCCGCCAGGCACAGGAAGACUCCAUGAGUCUGGAGUCACAGGAGCUUCGGAGGACAACAAUUGCCACCAGCGGUAAUGAAGCAGCUGCUGCAUACAUGAGAUCGGUUGUGACCAUCAAUGACCAAGAGGAAGAAAAUCCAACCGCUUCAGAGGAAUUGGACAUGAAUGAGUCCUUCUUCAGAGGCCCAUUAGAUGAGAGAGUGGCUAUGUUGGUGCAUUUCAUGCUGUAUAAGUAUCAUAUGAAAGAACCCGUUACCAGGGUAGAGAUGAUGAAAAAUGUAAUUCAAAUGUAUAAGAGUAACUUCCCUGAAAUUCUUAGGAGAGCCAGUGAACACUUGGAGUUGAUCUUCGGCCUUGAUUUAAAAGAAGUAGAUACCCAGAAACAUACCUAUGUCCUCAUUAACAAACUGGAAAUAAGCUAUGAUUCCAGGAUCAUGGAGGACAAAGGGGUGCCCAAGACUGGUCUGUUGAUGACCAUCCUGGGAGUGAUCUUCACCAAGGGUAAUCGUGCCACUGAGGAUCAAAUCUGGCAAACGUUAAAUAUGAUAGGCUUAUAUAAGGGGAAGGAACACUUCAUUUUUGGAGAGCCCAGGAGGCUCAUUACUGAAGAUUUGGUGAAGGAAAAAUACCUGGAGUACCGCCAGGUCCCUGAUAGUGAUCCUCCAUGCUAUGAGUUUCUGUGGGGUCCCAGAGCACAUGCAGAAACCAGUAAGAUGAAAGUUCUAGAAUAUGUGGCCAAGGUUCGUGAUGCAGUUCCCAGUGCCUUUCCGAUGUGGUAUGAGGAGGCACUGAAGGAUGAGGAAGAGAGGGCCAAAGCCAGGGUUGAAGCCAGAGCACGCAGUGCUGCUGCCCGUGAGCGCACUAAGGCCAUGAUUUACCCUGCCCAUAAAUAA